Molecule: messenger RNA, 3300 nt
Organism: Lactuca sativa (garden lettuce)
Lineage: Eukaryota; Viridiplantae; Streptophyta; Magnoliopsida; Asterales; Asteraceae
Molecular function (GO): protein binding
Source: RefSeq, a predicted model, not a curated record
AUGGGGAAUCCGAGGGGUUUAGGGCUCCAUAUCACUUUCGUUACUAUUUUCUUGGUUGCCACUACAUAUACUUGUCUGGGUGCUCAAAAUACCAGUGUGGGAUGCUUUAAGAAAGAGCGUCUUGCUCUUCUCAAGUUCAAACAGAGUGUCAAAGAUGACCUUGACAUGUUGUCAUCAUGGGUUGGCAAUGAAUGUUGCCGGUGGGAAAGAAUCCACUGUGACAGCGUCACUGGGCAUGUUGAUAGUCUUCUUCUAAGGAGCAUGUCAUCUUCUUUCCCUCCCAAUCAGUACUACUUAGAUCCUGAACGCGAUUUCUUAGAUGGUAAUGAGCUGAAAUCUUCUUUGGCAGAGUUGAGGCAUUUAAAAUACUUGGACCUCAGUGGGAAUUAUUUUGGGGGAAGCAGGAUCCCUGAGUUCAUUGGAUCUUUCAAAAAGUUGGCAUACCUCAAUCUCUCGCAUGCUGGUUUUGAAGGUAUUAUUCCUCAUCACCUUGGAAAUCUUUCUAAUCUAAAGGUUCUUGAUCUCAGUUCAAACAUGGGGCUGGUGGUAGAUGAUAUGGCAUGGACUUAUGGCCUUUCUUCACUCGAGCAUCUUGACUUGAGUUCAUUGUAUCUUAGUGGAGUACACAACUUGCACUUGGUGUUUUUCAUGAUUCCUUCGUUAAAAAAGUUGAGUUUGUCAUAUUGUGGACUUUCCAAUGCUGAUAUUGGUCCUUUUCUUAAUUCGAGUAGAAUGCUUCCUAACAUCGAACACCUGGAUCUUGGUUUUAAUCAUUUCAGUGGUCCACUCCCUGGCUUUUUAAAAAAUAUGACAUCCCUAGCAUUCUUGGAUCUUUCACACUUUAAUUUUAGUUUAGCAUGGAACUUUGCAAACUUGCUAAACAUGAUCCCUUCUUUAUCAAAGCUGCGUUUGUCAAGUUGUGGGCUUGAUAAGACGUUUCUAUCACCCCUUCAUCUUAAUUUCAGUACACUUUCUAAUAUCCAACAUCUGGAUCUUAGCAGAAAUUUUCUUGAAGGCAUGGUUCCACCUGUUUUAACAAACAUGAGUUCCCUAAGUGUCCUUGACCUUUCAGGGAACAUAUUGAAUUCAUCGGUUCCUUUAAUGCCUAAUCUUCUAGAGCUUGAUGUUUCUUCUAAUGAGUUUAAGCAGAUUGAGCAGAUUGGAAUUUGGAGACUGUGUCGCUUGAAAAAAUUGAGUGCAUCAUUCAAUAAUUUUGAUAAAGAAAUGAGCCACGCCCCAAAAAACUCUUCAGAAUGCUGUCAAUAUGCUUUGGAGGGGUUGGAUCUAAGUUCAAGUUUAAAUGGUACAAUUCCAGAUGCAUUUGGAAGACUAGUCAAUUUAAGAGAAAUAGAUCUAUCAAGCAAUGGAUUGAUUGGUCCAAUCCCUGAAUCACUAAGAAGAUUAUGGUUUUUAGAAGUAUUAGAUCUAUCCAAUAACGAGUUAACUGGUCCAAUUCCGACAUUCCAGGGUAAACUUUGCAAACUUGACCUUUCUUAUAAUCAAUUGAAUGGUUCAAUUUCAGAAUCCCUUGGAAAAUUCGAAACCUUAACAAAGUUGUAUCUCGGAUACAAUCGGUUAACGGGGCCCAUCCCAACAUCUCUAGGGAGACUUGUUUCAUUACAAUCAGUUUCUCUGACUUGGAAUUUUCUAAAUGGGACUAUUCCAAUUUCAUUGGGGAAACUUGCCAAACUUCAUUCUUUAGAUGUCUCCAACAAUUCUUUAGAAGGAGUAGUUUUUGAAGCCCAUUUUGCCAACCAUUCGAUGCUCAAGUACUUGGAUACUUCUUACAACACUAAAUUGACAUUCAAUGUUUCACCCGAGUGGAUCCCUCCAUUCAAAUUGAUAGGUCUUCACCUUAGUUCUUGCAAUAUUGCAAAUGGAUUUCCACAAUGGCUUCGAAAUCAAAGAAAACUCAAGACAUUAGUAUUAUCGAAUGCUUCAAUUUCAGGACCUCUACCCACAUGGAUGCGGAAAAUGCCCAUCAUUCCUCUCAUAGAUCUCUCUCACAACAAACUCAACGGACCUUUGACCAACCUUCCUAAUGGGGGAAAUUUUGAUUUGACCGGAGAUGGAGUUACGGCGGCAUUAGAUGUGCAGAAUAACCUUUUCAAUGAGUCAAUUCCAAGGUCGUUAUGUAGAAGGAAAGAUUUAAACUAUCUUGAUCUGUCCAGAAAUAGGCUAAAUGGGAAAAUUCCAAAAUGUCUUGGGAAUAUGCAAGGGCUGCAUACCAUGAUAUUUAGUUCAAAUCGGUUGUCUGGUGUUAUUCCAAGCUCUAUAGGUCUUAAUUCAAGGUUAGAUUGGCUAGAUCUAAAUGACAAUAACUUUAUCGGUGAAAUUCCACGAGAAUUGGGGAAUUUAAGGGAGUUAAAUGUUUUAGAUCUUGGUGAUAAUAACUUUUCUGGAAAUAUACCUGAUUGGAUUGGAGAAAACAUUGCAUCUUUGAUGGUUUUAAGGUUACACAAAAAUAACUUCUCCGGAAGCAUUCCUCAGUCAUUGUGCAAAGCUUCAAAUCUUCAAAUUUUGGAUGUUGCAUAUAACAACUUAAUCGGAACAAUUCCUCGUUGUCUUGGAGAGCUCAAGGGCAUGAUUAAGGGUAGCAGAGCAGCGUUGCACGCUCAAAUGCUUAAUAUUGAUGAGAAUGUGAUCCAAGUCUUGAAAGGUUACGAUCGUGACUAUACACAUACCUGGAAAAUACUUUUUAACAUGGACCUUUCCAGCAACAAACUUGUAGGAGAAAUACCUGAGGAGCUAACUGCACUUUCUAUGUUGGUGGGUCUCAAUUUGUCUAAUAAUCAUCUCAGUGGGAGUAUUCCAGACAGCAUUGGAAACAUGUCAAAGUUAGAAUCUCUUGAUUUCUCAAAUAACGUGUUAAUCGGGAUGAUCCCUCCAAGCAUGGCGGCUUUAAACUUUUUGAGCCAUUUGAAUUUGUCACACAACAACUUGUCAGGACGAAUUCCAACAGGAAGUCAGUUGCAGACGUUUACUGAUCCAUCAAUAUAUGCUGGGAACAAAGAUCUGUGUGGACCACCAUUGCCAAACAAUUGCUACAAUCAUGAAGACCAGUCAACAAUGGGCAAGAAGAAAUACGGAGCACCUGAUGGGCAGGAGAAGGUAUGGUUGUUUUACGUGGACAUAUUGAGUGGUUUUGCAACAGGGUUUUGGGGUGUUAUUGGAGUUUUGUUGUUCAAGAAGCAGUGGAGAUGGAAGCUUUUCAGGUUUGCAGAUGAAACCAUGGACAAGAUGUACGUUGCAGUUAUGGUUAGAGUUGCCAAGAUGAAGAGAGGAAGAGAAGCCAUAUAG